Molecule: messenger RNA, 2558 nt
Organism: Ectocarpus siliculosus
Lineage: Eukaryota; Phaeophyceae; Ectocarpales; Ectocarpaceae
Source: the annotation of a GenBank genome assembly
AUGUUUUAUUGGUUUCUCGUGCGGUCCUACGGUGAUGAUUGUACAGCAGAGAUCGAUUGCGUUGAAUCUGGCUUGCGGACGUUGUACUCCUUGCUCUUCUUCGCCUACCGUAAGGAUGGGAACAGCAGCGAUCCCUACGACGCUGAGCACUGGCGGGAGGGCGAUGCCGACGACAAAGCGAUAGCAGAGGAUGACGAGGGGCUGCACAUCUCGAACAAGGGGGACGUUCACUACGUGCCGGACGAGCCGGAGGGGAAGUGGCUCCACUGGCCAACGCUGGCUGCCUACGUCGGCCCGGGUUUCCUAGUAUGCAUCGCCUACCUGGACCCGGGGAACCUGGAGGCCGAUCUCCAGACGGGGGCGUACACGGGCUACCAGCUGCUGUGGGUGUUGCUGCUGGCGCACAUCUUGGGCCUGGUGCUGCAGAGCUUGGCCGCCAGGAUCGGGGUGGUGACAGGCACACACCUCGCGGACGUGUGCCGGACGCACUACGACCGGCCCGCCGCCUUGCUGCUCUGGGUCAUGAUGGAGGUGGCCAUCAUCGGCAGCGACAUCCAGGAGGUGCUGGGGUCGGCCAUCGGACUGCAGAUUCUUUUCGGCAUCCCUCUCUGGGUGGGCUGCCUCUUGACAGCGUUGGAUACCUUUACGUUCCUCUUCAUUCACGUCUUCGGUGUGCGGAAGCUCGAGGCGUUGUUUGUGGUCCUGGUGUCGAUCAUGACGGUGGCCUUCUUCAUCGACUUCUUCAUGAGCCCGCCGUCGCCGGCGGACGUUGCGGAGGGGUUCUCCUUCACGGCGGAGUCGUACGCGACGGUGCCGGCACUGGGGCUGAUCGGGGCCGUCAUCAUGCCCCACAACAUCUACCUGCACUCCGCCCUGGUGCUCUCGCGCGUGGUGGACAGGACGAGACCCAGGAAGCUGUGGGAGGCGACUAAGUACUACACCAUCGACAGCGGGAUCGCGCUGAUGGUGGCGUUCAUGAUCAACCUUGCCGUGGUCUGCACGUUCGCCAAGCAGUUCUACGACGAGACGUGCGCCACCGCGUCUGAGCCGUCGGCCUGCUUCGUCGGGGACUCGAUCGACCCCACGCAGCCGUCUUACGGCAGCUGCGACGCGGACGGCACGGGGCUUUGCCAAGAGAUAGGGCUCUCGGCGGCGGCGGCCGCGCUGAGGGGAACGCUAGGGUCAUCGGCGAAGUACGUGUGGGCCGUUGGUUUGCUGGCGGCGGGCCAAAGCAGCACCAUGACGGGGACGUACGCGGGGCAAUUCGUCAUGGAGGGCUUCCUUCAGCUUAAGAUUCCCAAGUGGCAAAGAGUUCUCGUGACGCGAAUUAUCGCUCUAGGCCCCGCCCUGGCGGUGACGGUGUUCAUGGGCGGGGACAUCCGGGCGACAGACCGCUUGAGCGCGUGGCUCAACGUGCUGCAGAGCUUGCAGCUACCGUUCGCCAUCAUCCCGCUCCUGACGUUCUGCAACAGCCCGCACGUCAUGGGCGAGUUCACUAUCACCAGUUCCAUGACGGCCUUCGUGUGGAUGGUGUCGAUCGGCAUUAUCGGGAUCAACAUCUCCAUCGUCUUGGGCUUCCUCUUCGACGAGGGCAUCUCUUCGGAGGGAGCGGCCGCCCCCUGGCUCUACGCGUGCACGGCCAUUGGGGCUUCCCUCUACCUGGGCUUCAUCCUGUUCCUCAUGCGGGAGGACCUGCAGAAGCUGAGGCGACGAGCCGAGUCGCUGUUCUGGGAGCUCGGCAGGCACGACCACAUGUUGCGGUCGACGUCGGAUGACGGCAGCUUGAGUCCUCUGGAGCCGGGUGCGGGGUCCGAGGCGAGGCAUGGGCAAAUACAGGGGGCGGCGGUGGGGGAUGAGCGUCGAGACGGCGACGAUACGCGAGCAUAACGAAUGUGGUAUGCAUGGCCGUUUUUUGUGCGCUUGUGUCGGCUGACGACGCGAUGGGUUCUGGGGGCACGCGGUUGGGUCGCGCGGGUAGGUAAGUCGUGGUGGUGGUAGCGGUGGUGGUGCAAAAUUUUACCGAGAUGGUCGAUGCCCAGCCUACUGAACGUUUUAUAUUAUACGAUAGAUGUGUGCGCAAGUCUGUCUAGCGGGCGGCUUCGAGCACCUUUUGAGCUGCGUUCGAAAGUAGUGGUACCGUGUCUGCUCGCAACAGACCAUGCGAAGGGCUGGCUGCACACGACGUGGCAUUUUAUUGAGAUGCCGGCCAGCAGGAGGCUAGUAGCACGUGAAAUCUUGGCCACGUCACGUGGCGUUUUAUUGAGAUGCCGGCCAGCAGGAGGCUAGUAGCACGUGAAAUCUUGGCCACGUCACGUGGCGUUUUAUUGAGAUGUCGGCCAACGGGGCGCUAUCACGCAUCAAAGCUUUUGGACCACUUUGCUUGAGGAUCAGGUCGCAGUUUACCUAACACACUUAACGUAGUCUCGUCACUGUUUUUUUAUCGUUUGGUGUCUUGUUUUUUGUUCCCCCUUUGUUGUUUCUCUUGUUAGUCGCUCUAUUUUUUUUUGUCUUUUCUUUUUUUUCUUUUGCCGUCUUUUUUGUUCCGGGCCACCAGUGAA